Diospyros lotus (date-plum) is the source of this 1890-nucleotide messenger RNA. RefSeq names its product mitogen-activated protein kinase homolog MMK2-like. NCBI's taxonomy places the organism in Eukaryota, Viridiplantae, Streptophyta, Magnoliopsida, Ericales, Ebenaceae. Gene Ontology annotation, cellular component: nucleus; cytoplasm. The coding region runs from base 323 to 1465 and encodes 380 amino acids. Gene Ontology annotation, biological process: protein phosphorylation; intracellular signal transduction. Gene Ontology annotation, molecular function: MAP kinase activity; ATP binding. The record is from RefSeq and is a predicted model, not a curated record. The transcript is spliced from 6 exons.
AAAGAUUGCCCUUAACAGCGACGCAUAUCCACCCAAACACUCAAAGCCCUUAAAUCGACGACAAUCGAUCUCCGAAUCACGGUUCUCGGUAAGAUUAAAAUACAGAGAAAAAGCAAGAAAGAUCAAUCAAGUGUUGCCGAUUACAUGGCCAAGGCGUCAAUUUUGACGGUCCACUUCAUUUCACGGGCUUCCAAACCGCGUUGGCCUCACGGUCACAGAGUCUCCGAGUUUCCAUCUCUUUCUCUUCCACAACCAGAAGAACCCACAACAAGAUUUCAGUCCACGGCCCUGCCAAAGCUUUCGUCUUCUUGAGGCCUCAGAGAUGGCUAUGGAAUCAAGUUCGCUCUCCAUCGAUGGCAAUAGCAAUACAUCUAGUGGUGUCAAAGGAGUUCUCACGCAUGGCGGCAGAUACGUCCGGUACAAUAUCUACGGUAAUUUAUUCGAAGUCUCUAACAAGUAUGUUCCUCCCAUUCGACCCAUCGGCAGAGGUGCUUACGGCAUUGUCUGUGCUGCCGUGAAUUCAGAGACACAUGAGGAGGUUGCUAUUAAGAAGAUUGGCAAUGCAUUUGACAACAGAAUUGAUGCCAAAAGGACAUUGAGAGAAAUUAAGCUCCUCUGCCACAUGAAUCAUGAAAAUGUUAUUGCUAUCAAGGACAUUAUACGACCACCAAAGAGGGACACUUUUAAUGACGUUUAUAUUGUUUAUGAAUUGAUGGACACUGAUCUUCAUCACAUAAUUCGUUCUAGUCAGCCAUUGACAAAUGACCAUUGUCAGUACUUCUUGUACCAGCUGUUACGUGGACUGAAGUAUGUGCACUCAGCAAAUGUAUUGCACCGUGAUCUCAAGCCCAGCAAUAUACUUCUCAAUGCAAAUUGUGACCUUAAGAUAGGAGAUUUUGGAUUGGCAAGGAUAAAAACAGAGACAGAUUUCAUGACUGAGUAUGUUGUCACUCGUUGGUAUCGGGCACCUGAGUUGCUUCUUAACUGUUCAGAGUAUACUGCGGCAAUUGAUAUAUGGUCUGUUGGCUGUAUUCUUGGUGAAAUUGUGACUCGAGAACCUUUGUUCCCUGGCAAGGAUUAUGUUCAUCAGCUGAGGCUCAUAACAGAGCUGCUAGGUUCACCUGAAGACACCAGCCUUGGAUUUCUUAGAAGCAAUAACGCACGAAGAUAUGUUAAACAGCUUCCCCAAUAUCCAAAGCAGCAAUUUUCAGCUAGGUUCCGUAAUAUGUCUCCUUUGGCUGUUGAUCUGCUGGAGAAGAUGCUUGUGUUUGAUCCGGACAAGCGCAUUACAGUUGAUGAGGCUCUUUGCCACCCUUACUUGUCAUCACUUCAUGAUAUGAACGACGAACCCAUCUGCCACAGUCCUUUCAGCUUUGAUUUUGACCAGCCAUCGUUCACUGAAGAGAACAUUAAGGAGCUGAUUUGGAGGGAAUCACUCAAGUUCAAUCCAGAUCCUCUCUACUAGGAGACUUUCAUAGCGAGGGAUUGCAUCUGCUGUAGACUAUGAUAGAAAUAUCUUUUCCUUUGCUUCGAAUCGCUCCACUCUACCAAGUACUAGAAACAGUAUUAGGAGAUACAGUAUCUGCUUGUCAUUGGAAACUUGAACCAAUCUUCUGCAAGAGAAGAAGAAAAUUGCCAAAAAGAUGGACUCCCAAGUCAGCAAAACAGAGAAACAACAUCCCUUUGUGUUGGAUCCAGACGGGUUUGAUUUCAACCAGCUGAAAACUCCGCUAGAAGAAGAUAAAAAGUUUGUAAAAUGCAGCUGCAGAUCCGGUCAAACAUUAGCUAAGAAUGUUUGUGGAUUGAAGUAGAUAUUGUGGAUAUUGUAAUGUUGAUCAGUUUGAGUCCCAGUUUGCAACAUAUAAUGUCAAUUCCAGGUGUUUCCCUUUA